AUGUAUUCAGAAUCCAGCGUCGCCGCUAGGGAUCUCGAUAUCUCUCGGUUUCCGAUCGAGCUCCUACAUGCUGAAGUCGCAAGACGACAGGAUUCCGGGAGCAAACCAGCAUGUGGGUCAUCGCAGAGCGACGAGGAGUACAAUGUCGCCAGUCAUGUGUUUGCCCUGUUACUCAUCUUCGCCUUGAGCACGCUCGCAUGCUCGUUUCCAGUCGUGGCACGGCGCUUUCCUCACCUACCUAUACCUCACCGAUUCCUAUUUUUGUCCAGACACUUCGGCACGGGCGUUCUCAUCGCGACCGGGUUCAUUCACCUUUUACCUACAGCUUUCGAGUCCUUGACUGAUCCCUGCCUCCCCGACUUCUGGAGCAAGCACUUCCGACCGAUGCCUGGUUUUAUUGCAAUGCUCGCGGUGUUUGUAGUGGUGUCGAUAGAAAUGUUUUUCGCCAGCAAAGGAGCAGGACACAGUCAUAGCAGCGAAUGGGAGGGAAUGCCCGCUGAGCCAAGGCAUGCGCACAUGGGAGGAGGAGAAUCGUCUCACGGAAACGGCCAGAUAUCACUCAAUCAACUAGACACGCCUCUGACGCCGUACAAUGACGCGACACCGAAGCCGCGGAAUUCCCCAUCCAGCGACUCAGGGUCCGACGAUGAAUUGGACGAGUUGGACCCUAUAGCAGAUGAGUCCGCGACUCUGAACCAUCCGCAUCAGAGGAAGCUAUCGGAAUAUGAUGACAACGCUUUACGUCGACACGGCAACCCUUCGGAUGAGAAUCCUCGACGACUCUUCCUUCAGUGCCUCCUCCUCGAGGCGGGCAUCUUGUUUCACAGUAUCUUUAUCGGAAUGGCCGUUUCGGUCGCCACCGGGACCCAGUUUGUGGUCUUAUUGAUAGCCAUCUGCUUUCAUCAGACCUUUGAAGGAUUCGCAUUGGGAGCGCGAAUAGCAGCCUUGAUACCAAAACUGUUUGACGCGAGCAGCCCGAAGCCAUGGCUCAUGGCGCUCGCCUACGGAACGACAACACCAAUUGGGCAAGCGAUCGGCAUAUGGAUGCGAGAGUUAUAUGAUCCUGCUUCCAAGGUCGGACUUCUCAUGGUUGGAAUCACCAAUGCCAUUAGUAGUGGCCUGCUGCUGUUUGCUGGACUUGUACAGCUCAUUGCAGAGGAUUUUCUUAGCGAGAAAAGUUACGAGAGCCUGAAAGGGUGGCGAAGGAUCGAGGCUUGUCUCGCUGUCGGCUUGGGUUCGCUUUUGAUGGCCAUUGUUGGAGCCUUUGCAUAG
Exophiala spinifera is the source of this 1272-nucleotide messenger RNA. RefSeq lists its product as uncharacterized. The coding region runs from base 1 to 1272 and encodes 423 amino acids. The record is from RefSeq and is a predicted model, not a curated record. Gene Ontology annotation, molecular function: zinc ion transmembrane transporter activity. Gene Ontology annotation, biological process: zinc ion transmembrane transport. NCBI's taxonomy places the organism in Eukaryota, Fungi, Ascomycota, Eurotiomycetes, Chaetothyriales, Herpotrichiellaceae. The transcript is spliced from 3 exons. Gene Ontology annotation, cellular component: plasma membrane.